This is a messenger RNA of Camellia sinensis, 717 nucleotides long. The record is from RefSeq and is a predicted model, not a curated record. Lineage: Eukaryota; Viridiplantae; Streptophyta; Magnoliopsida; Ericales; Theaceae.
AUGGAUGUUGAUUCAAACAAUAAUUCAUUCAAUGUGAGUGAGGAAGUUGAAGAACAAGAUAACAAUGUUGAAUUUAAUGAGAGUGGUGAACUUAAAGUAUUCAAAAAUAGGGAUGUUACAUAUAAGUUAACCAUAGUUGUGCUUGAGCACACUUAUGAUUUGAUUCCGACUGACUCGCGGCAUUUUGCAAUAAAUAAGAGGAUUCUUACUCUGGUGAAGAGAAGACUAGAAGUUAACGAUGCAGCAAGGAUUGCGAUGGCUAGGAAUUUUCAUUCCAUAGUUGUUGAAGUGAGGGGAUAUGAGGCAUUAACGUUUGAUGAACAAGAGGCAAUGAAUUAUAUUCAGAAUGCUAGAAGAUUGAGACUUGAGAUAGGAGACGCCGAAUUAGUUACACUCUAUUUUCAUAAAAUGCAACAACAAAAUUCGAACUUCUAUUUGACAAUUGAUCUUGAUAAAGAUGGUCACAUGCGAAAGUUGUUUUGGACAGAUGCCAGGAGUAGGGCGGCUUAUAAAGCAUUUGGGGAUAUUGUCUCAUUUGACACUACUUAUUUGACAAACAAAUAUGAUAUGCCGUUUACUCCAUUUGUAGGAGUUAAUCACAGUGGACAGUCAGUUUUGUUUGGUUAUGGGUUGUUAAGUAAUGAGAACACUGAGACAUUUGUCUGGCUAUUCAAAGAAUGGUUAAGUUGCACGUCAGAUGCUCCCCAAAAGCGAUAA